CCUGGCCCCCAGCCAGAAGCAGGCUGAGCCGGUCCUAGGGGCGUGGUGACGACCAGUCACAGAGCCAGCCUAUACCAGCCCGGCAGGCAGUGAGGCAGCCCAGUCCUCUGGGGACAGAGCUCGUGGAAGCCGGCGCUCCGAGCAGCAGUGUGGCCAUGAGCCCUGUGCUAUACUACGCCUUGCCCACUAUGGGAUGCUACAUCAUGCUCUCCCUCUUCCUCCUGCGUCGGCCGCGCCUGCUGCAUACGCCCUGGGUUAGGGCCUUCGAGUCCAGCCUGGUGGCUCACCGAGCAGGCUCUGGAGAGAAGCUGGAGAGUACCAUGGAAGCCAUGGAGAACUCCAAGGCCCAGAGAGCAGACCUCCUGGAGCUUGACUGUCAGCUGACCAGGGACGGCGUGGUGGUGGUAUCCCACGACAAGAACCUGUUACGCCAGUCUGGCCUGAAUCAGGAUGUGGACAGUCUGGACUUUGAGGACCUGCCUCUCUACAAGAAGAAAUUGGAGGUCUACUUCUCCCCUGGCCACUUUGCUACCGGGUCGGACCGGCGCAUGGUGGCCUUGAAGGAUGUGUUCCAGAGGUUUCCAAGGAUGCCCAUGAUCGUGGAGGUCAAGGAGGAGAACAAGGAGCUCAUUCACAAGAUAGCAGACCUGGUCCGGCACUUUGACCGAAACAAGAUCACCGUGUGGGCCUCGGAAAAGAACUCAAUCAUGCAAAAGUGCACGGCGGCUAACCCCGAGAUGCCCUUCUCCUUCACUGUGUUCCGCGGAGUCUGGAUACUGCUGCUCUAUUACCUGGGGCUCCUGCCCUUCAUCUCCAUCCCCGAGCGAUUCCUUUUGAUCUUCCUGCCCUCCAUCAUCAACAGGACCUACUUCCCGUCUUCCUCCUCAACGCUGAACCGGCUGUUGGCUGUAGUGUUAAAAAAGAUGAUCAUGCGGAAAAGUCUGAUCCAACACUUGGAGGGCCGAGGGAUACAGGUGGUCUUCUGGUGCCUUAAUGAAGAGUCCGAUUUUGAAGUGGCCUUCGGCCUGGGGGCCAGUGGUGUCAUAACAGACUACCCCACCGCCCUUAGGCGCUACCUGGACAACCACAGAGCAGGGGCUGGGGCCCCCCACACCUGAAGGCCCUCUUUCUCGCCUGCUUUUCGUUCCCAAUAAGUCGGCCUCAGAGAGGAAGAUGGUCAAGCAGAUGGAGUGACACGGGGACGGCAGUAAUGGGCUCAAACAUAGCCACCACUGUGAGGGCGACACGGGACCAGACGAGGUUCCAUUCUGUCGCGCCCGGGGGUCACUAGGAGUAGGAACUGGCCUGAUGGCCCUGCGCACAACCACAAUAAAUAGGUACUUUUUA
Messenger RNA from Echinops telfairi (small Madagascar hedgehog), 1347 nucleotides. It is a transcript of the gene GDPD3, whose product is annotated as glycerophosphodiester phosphodiesterase domain containing 3. The transcript has 10 exons. The record is from RefSeq and is a predicted model, not a curated record. Lineage: Eukaryota; Metazoa; Chordata; Mammalia; Afrosoricida; Tenrecidae. Gene Ontology annotation, biological process: glycerophospholipid catabolic process. The coding region runs from base 156 to 1118 and encodes 320 amino acids. Gene Ontology annotation, molecular function: phosphoric diester hydrolase activity; phosphatidylcholine lysophospholipase A1 activity. Gene Ontology annotation, cellular component: endoplasmic reticulum membrane.